This is a messenger RNA of Drosophila innubila, 3843 nucleotides long. RefSeq lists its product as uncharacterized. Gene Ontology annotation, cellular component: nucleus; transcription factor TFIIA complex. The record is from RefSeq and is a predicted model, not a curated record. Gene Ontology annotation, biological process: regulation of transcription by RNA polymerase II; transcription initiation at RNA polymerase II promoter. The coding region runs from base 1 to 3765 and encodes 1254 amino acids. NCBI's taxonomy places the organism in Eukaryota, Metazoa, Arthropoda, Insecta, Diptera, Drosophilidae. Gene Ontology annotation, molecular function: DNA-binding transcription factor activity; RNA polymerase II cis-regulatory region sequence-specific DNA binding. The transcript has 6 exons.
AUGUACAACAAAAUGCUGUCGAUCAGUGAGGAUCAUGGAUUCCGUUCGCUGAGCCACUCCGACUCCACAGAGAACGAUGCUGUCGCCGCACAAGACAUUCUCACGUGUGGCGCCUGCCAGAAGACCUUCGCGCUGUCGGACAUUGUCCGGUUCAUUCAGCACAAGGUGCUGCAGUGCAACAAGGAGAACUAUGGUCAGUGCACGACGCAGGCGCCGAGCAUGGAUCGGGAUGCCGACGAGGGUCGUCCAUUGAGUUUGGUCAAUCGUCGUCCCUCGAUAUCGGCGCCCAUCACAGCGGGCCGCAAAUCGGCGCCAGUUGCCGUCGGUGGGGCAGCCAGUGGGGCAGCCAAUGCGGUGGCAAGUGCGGCUGCAACGGCGGCAGCGGCGGCGGCAACGGCAGCGGCAGCUGCGGUGGCAAACAGUGCGGCAAGUGGUUCACGCAUACACACACCACCACCAAGUCCGGCGGAUUUGCUGGCCGAUGGCGCUAGCAGCACACCCAAAAGAUUGGUUGAUGAGAAUGACAAUACGACGCCGAAGGCGGACAACGAUGCUCUGACCUCGACCACGCCCUUGGAGGCAAGCAACAACAGUCCACGUGCCCCAUCGCAGUCGGAGCUGCCACACAUCGAUGACUGCGACCUGGACGAUGAUGACAAGCCAAAGGUCAAACAGGAGCCCACAUAUGCCGACGAUGAUGAGGAUGAGCAACUGCCACGGACACAACAUCAACAACAACCCGCCGACGAUUGCCAACAGCCGCUGGCCAAAAGGCCCAAAAUGGAGCUGGUUGAUGCCGAGGCCAACACGGUGCAUACAGAGCCAAGCAAUUAUACGUGCUCGACGUGCAAGACCCGUUAUACAUCCGCGUGGCGCCUCAUCCAGCACGUGCAACACUCGCACGGCGUCAAAAUCUACGUGGAGUCAAGCGGUGGCGCCACCUUGACGGUUGCCACGCCCGCCGCCCUCAAUGCAGCGGCCACAGCAGCAGCCAACGCCAAUGCCAACGCCAAUGCCAAUGUUGCCAGCGUUAGCCCAAAUCGCAGCUUAAGCCCAACGGCAGCAGCAUCGCCGGCAGCCAAACGCAACAGCAGCAACAGCAACAACAGCAGCAGCAGCAACAACAACAACAGCAGCAGCAGUAGCAACAAUAAUUCAGUUGGAGCAGCAACAGUUGCAAACACAAGCAGCAGCAGCAGCAAUGCAAGCAGCGGCAAUUCGCCAACGCAGCAAUUGUUGCAGCAACAGCAGCGUGUGCAGCAACAGCAGCAGCAGCAGCAACAGCAGCAACAGCAGCAGCAGCAGCAGAACAUGGCAUCAGCAAUGGCAGCUGGUAUGCGUGUUCAUCCAUUGCUGGCGCCGCCGGAGGCAAUGCAUGCGAAUCCGUUUCAAUUGCUGCGAAUGCCGCUGCCACCAGCAUUGGCCCAGAGCAAUGUAGUUCCUAGCGUGUCGCCACUUUUCGGUCGCCCCACGCCCGCCGAUCACUAUCGGAUGGAGCAGCUGGUGAGCGAGCAGUUUCGUCAUCAUGGCUUCAAUUUGGCUGCCGCGGCAGCUGCUGCUCAGGCGCAGUUUAACGCGAGCAAUCAGCAGCAGCAGCAGCAGCAACCGGGUCAGGGUGUUGUCGUCAAUGUUCCUAAUGCCGUCGAGCAGCGUCCGCCGUCGAGCAACAGCAGUCAGCGUGGCUCAGUGCCGCCUGCCUCCUUGCCACCGCCAUCGCUCAGCUCACAGCAGCAGCAGCAGCAGCAGCAGCAGCAACAGCAGCAACAGCAGCAGCAGCAGCAGCAACAACAGCAGCAACCAAUUGCUGGAGCUGUGAGUCCUGCGUCGGUGAGUUUGGAACCGCAGCAGAUGGAUUUUUACUCGCAGCGAUUGCGUCAGCUUGCGGGCACAACAAGCCCUGGAGCUGGCAACAUUGUUAACUCGAGCUCGCCGAGUCCACGACAGAAGCAAUCGCCGCGUUUCGCGAGCCCCUCGCCCAUCUCCAGCUCCGUGACGACGCCCACGCCGCGUCCCCAUUCGCUGACACCGCCGGAGAGAUGUGUGCCCGCCUCCGCCGAGAAUGGUGCCGGCAAUGCCAAUCUCAUCCAUGGCCUACCGAGCACGCCUCGCUCGGCCAGCACACCGCCCACCAAGCACCAGGCGAACCUCAAUGCCACGGAUGCGAUUGCCACGGAGUUGCUGGCGGCGAACUGCUUUGCCUGCGGCUAUUGCGACAAGAAGUUCCGGUUCGAGAACAAUCUGAUCAUACACCAGCGGACGCACACGGGUGAGAAGCCGUACAAGUGUACGGCCUGCGACUUUGAGUGCUCGCACAUCCAGAAGCUGAUGAAGCACAUGCGCGUCCAUCGCAGUCCCGCCGAGGCGCAAGACGGCAGCAGCAGCAAUGGCGGCGGCGACAACAAUCAGGAUGGUCACGAUGGCGGCAGCAAUGCCGACUCCCUGGAGACCAACGAGGCUGACAACGACGAUGAUCCCAAUCCCGAUGAGUCCGAUGAGGAGCUCAAUGAUGAGGAUGCCGAUGCCGAUGCGGAUGCGGAUGCGGAUGCUGAAGGCGAAGGUGAAGAUGAUGAUGAGGAUGAGCUGGAUGAUUGCGAGGAUGUCGACUAUGAGGCCGAAGAUCUCAGUGUGAACAAUCGCAUCGAUGGCAAGAGUCAAAGUCCCAAGACGACCAGUUCGGGUGCCACCUCAUUGGUGGGUGAGCUGAUGGACAAGUUUGGACUGUCGAACAUUGCCCAAUACUCCGAGGCGUACAAGCAGGCGUUGCAGGAGUCGGGACGCAAGGAGGCGGCCGCUGUGGCCGCCGCAGCAGCAGCUGCUGCCGCCGUCGACAACAACAAUCGCAGCUCAGCGGCAGCAGGCGCUCCUGGAGCGGCCGGACAGCCACUGUCCGAUAAACUGAAUGGUUUGCCGGUGGCCGCAUUGAGAUUGCGGGAUGAGUUCGCCAAGAAUUGCAACAUGUUCCAGCCGCAGCCGCAGGAGGCGCCCGCCCAGGUGCCGCUCUUCAAUCCCUUCCCCAAUCCCUUCGAGCUGUCCAAGCGCAUGAAAAUGGACGGUGGCGACUGGUGGGGCAUGUCCGCCCUGCACCGCAACGAGGCGCUGUUCGAGAACCUCAAGCUGAAGCCUCUGGGACUGGGCGGCGCCAACUCGCUGCUGCAAGGACCUCUGCUCAAGAAGGAGAGUCGGCAGCGCAACGACACCUGCGAGUUCUGCGGCAAGGUCUUCAAGAACUGCUCCAACCUGACGGUGCACCGUCGCAGCCACACCGGCGAGAAGCCCUACAAGUGUGAGCUCUGCUCCUAUGCCUGCGCCCAGAGCUCCAAGCUCACCCGCCACAUGAAGACGCACGGACGGACCGGCAAGGAUGUGUACCGCUGUCGCUUCUGCGACAUGCCCUUCAGUGUCCCCUCCACGCUCGAGAAGCACAUGCGCAAGUGUGUGGUCAACCAGGGCAAAGCUGCCGCUGCUGCCGCCAAUGCAGCAAAUGCGGUUGCUGCCGCACAAGCAGCUGCUGCCGCACAGCAAUUGCAGGCUGCCGCCGCCCAGGCACAACACCAGCAACACCAGCACCAGCAGCAGCAGCAGCAGCAACAACAAUUACCCUCGCAGUCACAGCUAUCGCCUGCCUGCCCCAUGGGCGUGGCUGUCGGCUUCCCGCCCCAAUUCGGACACAAUCUGUCGCUGCCGGGCAGCGUGAGCGGGGACAACGAUUCGAAUGCAUCUUCCAGCCUGCCAGCGCACUCCAUAUCUCUCAAGGAGGAGGCAUGACUUUUUAGCAGCUGGAGCAGCAGCCACCCGCCACCAGCACCACCACCGCCACCACCACCACCACCAACACCAACCGCA